CUGGCGUUCAGCCUCUUCACGUCCACGGCCAGCCCUGUCCCUGCCGCCAGCAGAAAUAGCCACGCCCCUCCGACCACCGUCGCCCCGGUGACCACCAGUAACGAGCUCAAGCCCUGCCCCUCCCCCUUCAAGAUGAAAGCUGCCGCAGGACUACAGGAAAGGCGAGGCUCUAACGUGUCUCUGGUGUUGGACAUGUCCGCCCUGGGCUCGGUGGAGCCCCUCAACGUUGCCGUGGUGACCCCCAGAGAGACGGCGGCCCGGGAGUACCUGCUGUCCGCCGGGCGCCCGCUGACCAGGCAGCAGCUCCUGUCAAAGGCCAACAACCCCAAGGACAGUGAAUAUCGCACCUCCCUCUUCCCCAGCAGCACACUUGAACAAUGCUCCUUCCUCAGAGCACACCGUGUUCGCACACUCAGCCAGUACCCCCAUUCCAGAGUAAUCCUGAAGUCAAAGAGCAGCAAUGAUCCGCUUGGCUCCUACAUCAAUGCCAACUACAUCCGGGCUUUUCUUUGUUCCUCCGGUUUCCUCACCGACUCACAGUGA
Molecule: messenger RNA, 543 nt
Organism: Menidia menidia (Atlantic silverside)
Lineage: Eukaryota; Metazoa; Chordata; Actinopteri; Atheriniformes; Atherinopsidae
Source: the annotation of a GenBank genome assembly